CUGCGUAACGCUUUAGUUUUACUCUAAAAGCGUGCGUUUUACGUGCUUCGAUUUGUACGACUCGUUUUUUUGCUGCAAACGGACAAAAUAAUGGAGGAGAUCCCAAGGGAGACAGCUGAUAAAGAAGAAAUGGUGAUACACAACCCCUCAUACCCCCUACCUCUGGAAAUACAGCAAAUGGAGCAUUCUGAGAAGGCCUGUCGCUACUGUGGUGUAAGUUAUUUGAUCCUUCACGAGUUCCAGUGUCUGAAAGAGCGUUUGCGGGAAGUCGAGAGAGAGCUGGAGGAGGAAAGAGGAAGUGCAGAGAGAGAGAGAACCCUGAGAGAGGAGCUUCAAGAAGCCUACACUCAUCUAGAGGAGCUGAAAACAUCUGUGCUUCAACAGGAGGAAACCACGAAAGCCCUUGACCUGCAGCUGUGCGCGGUCACGCGUGAGAUGGAGAGCGUGAGGGCGGAGAAAAAGACAACGAUCACAGAGCUGGAAAGCGAGCGCACUUGCCGCCUGCACCUCAGAUCAAGGUUUGUGCAACAGCGGUCGCUUCUCAGGGAGGCUUUGGCCCUGCUGCAGUCGUCCCGUGGGGAGAUGACGACUGUUAAGAACCAGUUAACUCACUUCCUGGAGACCUGGGAUAACAGCAAAGCACUGAUACAGCAGAAUUGCAUCAGUGCUGAUGCAGAGUGUGUUCAUCUGAAGCAGGAAGUAACCAGGUUGCAGGCGGAGCUGAAGAGGCUACAGGUGGAGGUGCCGAACCUGAGGUCAUGUCUUGGUGAAGCAAAAGAACAAAUGCUAGAGUUGGAGAAUCAGGUCCAGACCCGGAAACUACUGCAGAACCAAAACCAAGAAGCACAGUUUCUCAUACAGGGCCUGAGGGAGGAGGUGAAGACUCUGAAAAUAGAUCUCCAGAGCAGCAUGCGUGAACGAGAGCAUGUCAAGAAACUCCUGGAGAUAAAAUCAGUGGAGAAGGAGGAUCUGAAAGUGUUGUGGAGUGAACAGACGGCCGCCAUUGAGAGGCUGUCCCGAGACCUGAGGGAGAAGGAGGAGAGCCGGUUGUCAUGUCAACAACGAUGCAAGUCCAUGCAGGAGCAGCUGUUGGCGUGGCAACAGAAAGAGGAGGAGGUGACCCGGAGACUAGAACGGGCAGAGGGCGAGAUGAAGGACCUGAGAGUAGCCCGAUCCACUUUACUGCAGGAGAGGGAGGAGUUGAGGAGAACUCAUGUGGGAGAACUGGAGAGACUGGAGGAGAGCUUUAGAGUGAGGCUAAAAGCUGCAGAUGAGCACAGUUUAAAGAUGGAGGCUUUUCUCCAGCAGAAACAGGCUGAGCAAGACAAACUGCUGAAACAGCAAGAAAUGAAGUUAAGAGGAGAAGCUGAUAUUGAACUGGACAUCCAAAGACAAAAAAAUCAGGAGCUGAUUAACAAAUACCAGAGUGAAAAACAGCAACUUCAAAACAAGAUUCCUGCUCUCAUUCAUUCGGCCACGCAGGAGCUUCAUGAGGAGUUGGCAGUGCUCCAGGAGCGCAUGAAAGAGCAGGAAAAAGAGCUACAACAUGUUUGUGAUAGCACCUCCCAGCGGCAGCAGCAGCUACUGCAAGAGCUAAGGACGGGAGAAGCACAGCUGCAGUCGGCCCUGCAGGAGCUGCGACAGAAGACACAGGAGCUGAACCAGGCUCAGAGUAACAUACAGCAGCUAAAAGAAGAGAGGGCCACCCUAGAGGAAGAGAAGUCCUUUCUUGAGGAGACAGUAAGGCAUGAGUGUGAAGAAAGGGAAGAACUGACAGCAGCACUGACGCUGGCCAAAGAACAACUGCUGGAACUCAAACACUCCAUCACAAGACCACAUGAUACCCAAACACGCACCCAAAUUUCCAGAUCUACAGUGACUCACCCAGAACUCACCUUCCCCAGACUCAAUCCCAGCGCACUUAGCUGUCCUCAAACACGCAACCACCGCAGUUGUUCCACUCAAAGCAAUAGUCAGCGUUUGCCUGAGUGGCAUUCUGGUAGUGCGAGUAGGAGUGCGGCAUCCUGGCAUGGAUCAUCACUGUCAACGCCCACCCUGCCCAAAAUCAGCAAAGAGAGAGUUGCUUCUGUGAACGACUUGCACAAAAGUAUUACUAAGGUGAAGGGGAGACGGGACAAACACUGAUUCUCAGUAGAAAGUCCCCUAGAUUGUUUACUACAGUAGGUUAGAGGUCACCAUAUAGCUGAACUGAUAGCAACACCAAGACUGUGGGUUAAAAUGUAUGAUAAAAUGUAUUCAGUGUAAUGUAAAGGCUUGAAUACACAACAUGUCUAACAGAAACACUAGCCAUCAUACAAUAAAUGAAUGAGGAUUACAUGCUAAAAGACUUUGUUGUUCUGAACACAACAAACUCACUCAAUUCUUAACAAAUGAACACAUAACAAAUGAAAACAAUACAGUAUUUGUUCUA
Labeo rohita (rohu) is the source of this 2431-nucleotide messenger RNA. RefSeq names its product leucine, glutamate and lysine rich 1 (gene lekr1). The record is from RefSeq and is a predicted model, not a curated record. NCBI's taxonomy places the organism in Eukaryota, Metazoa, Chordata, Actinopteri, Cypriniformes, Cyprinidae. Bases 91 to 2145 code for a protein of 684 amino acids. The transcript is spliced from 13 exons.